Carassius auratus (goldfish) is the source of this 9848-nucleotide messenger RNA. Its product is annotated as unconventional myosin-XVIIIa-like. Gene Ontology annotation, molecular function: ATP binding; actin filament binding; cytoskeletal motor activity. Gene Ontology annotation, biological process: actomyosin structure organization. NCBI's taxonomy places the organism in Eukaryota, Metazoa, Chordata, Actinopteri, Cypriniformes, Cyprinidae. Gene Ontology annotation, cellular component: myosin filament; myosin II complex; cytoplasm. The coding region runs from base 230 to 7804 and encodes 2524 amino acids. The record is from RefSeq and is a predicted model, not a curated record. The transcript has 44 exons.
CACUGUAUAUUUACAACAGUGCUCGCCUGCUCACGUUCAGCUGCGCCCACCGAGAGGACAGAACGAACAGAAACAAUACUGCUCCCUGCUAAAAAAACUGGAUAUCUCACUACGGGAUCCAUAAUUAAUCCACUCUGGAUGUACAGAAACCUCUCUGUAUGGAAAAAUCCCUUGCUUGUGAAAACACUGGUGCUUCUGUAGUGGAACGUAGACUACAUUUGGGGACAGUAUGUUUAACUUGAUGAAAAAAGACAAGGAGAAGGAUGGCGUUAGGAAGGAGAAAAAAGACAAGAGAGACCGGAGGGAACGGAUGUCAGCGGCUGAGCUCCGAAGCCUUGAUGAGAUGAGCAUGAGACGGGGUUUCUUCAACCUCAACCGGAGCUCCAAACGGGACUCCAAGAACAAGCUGGAGAUCUCGAACCCGAUCCCCAUUAAAGUGGCCAGCAGCACUGAGCUCAACCUUACUGACAUUGAGUCGGACGGCCUCAGUAACCGCAGCAGCAUGGUCCUGGAUGCAGAUCAGCUCAGCGCGGCCAGUUCCAGCGAUGAUCUGAAGGGCGAUUAUGGCCAAGAUGGACACCGGAGCUCUGUCAAGGAGCGGGCGGCCAGAUUCGGCUCCCUUGCCAUGCAGAACUCACAAAUGGGUUCCAUCAUGAAGCGCUUCUCCUUUUCUCAGAGGAGUAAAGAUGAAAGUCCAUCCGAAGGUUCCACUCCUUCUGGGCAGAACUCGGCUGCCCCGUCUCCACAGGUUGAAACCAAGAUCUUUGACCCCCAACGUACGCCAAGUCUUCAGCAUCAUCAGCAACAGCCUUCUACUGGGAAAAAUGAGCAGGUUCCUGAAAUUGUGAAUAAGACGUUUCCUGCGGACCUGCGCUUGCCUGCUGUAGUGCCACCGCAGACGCCCGAAGUUCGGGAGUUGGUUCUCCAGAGGCGGAACACUGGAGAUUUUGGGUUCUCCUUGAGGCGCACCACCAUGUUGGACCGUGGCACUGAUGGAGGGGUAUAUCGCAGAGUGGUCCACUUUGCGGAACCAGGUGCUGGCACCAAGGACCUGGGUCUUGGGUUGGUCCCCGGAGACCGGCUGGUGGAGAUCAACGGGCGAAAUGUGGAGAACAAGAACAGGGAUGAGAUCGUGGAGAUGAUUCGGCAGUCAGGCGACACGGUUCGGUUGAAAGUUCAGCCCAUCCUGGAGCUAAGCGAGCUGAGCCGAUGCUGGCUGAGGAACACCGAAGGGCUGCGGCGGGAAGCAUUUGACGGACAGGUGGAGGAGGAUCCUGUGGCGAUCCUAAAGGCAGACCAUGCCGCUGCCGCCCAUCCUAAGGUGAAAACAGAGGAGCAGAUAGCUGCAGAGCAAGCAUGGUACGGCUCAGAGAAAGUGUGGCUGGUCCACAAGGAUGGAUUCUCUCUGGCCACUGUGGUGAAGACGGAGACUGGGAGUCUACCAGAGGGGAAAGUGAAAAUCAAACUGGAGCAUGAUGGGACAGUACUGGAUGUGGACGAGGAUGACGUGGAGAAGGCGAACCCGCCGUCAUUUGACCGCUGUGAGGACUUGGCAGCUCUGCUCUACCUGAAUGAGUCCAGUGUAAUGCAUUCCCUGCGCCAGCGCUAUGGAGGAAACCUCAUCCACACAUACGCGGGGCCCAACAUGGUGAUCAUCAACCCUAUCAGCGCCCCCUCCAUGUACUCAGAGAAGGUGAUGCACAUGUUCAAAGGCUGCCGACGAGAAGACACAGCCCCUCAUAUAUAUGCAGUGGCUCAAUCUGCCUAUCGAAACCUUUUGACAACACGACAGGACCAGUCCAUCGUGCUGCUGGGAAAGAGCGGCAGUGGCAAGACCACAAACUGCCAGCAUUUAGUUCAGUACCUGGUGGCCAUCGCCGGCAGCACUGGAAAGAUCUUUACUGCGGAGAAAUGGCAAGCGGUCUACACAAUCUUAGAGGCCUUUGGAAACAGUGCCACCUCCAUGAACAAUAACGCAAGCCGCUUCUCCCAGAUCGUCUCGCUGGAUUUUGACCAGGCUGGUCAGGUGGCCUCUGCAUCUAUCCAGACCAUGCUGCUGGAGAAGCUGAGGGUGGUGAAACGCCCAGAGACUGAGUCCACUUUUAAUGUUUUUUAUUACAUGAUGGCUGGAGCAGACAGCACACUCAGAACGGAGUUGCAUUUCAACCACUUUGCAGAGAACAGUGCUUUUGGGAUUGUGCCUCAAACUAAGUCUGAGGACAAGCAAAAGGCAUCACAACAGUUCACUAAACUGCAGGCAGCUAUGAAGGUGCUGGGCAUCUCUUCUGAUGAACAGAAAGCUCUGUGGCUCAUCCUUGGGGCCAUAUACCACCUUGGAGCCGCAGGGGCCACAAAAGCAGAGGUUGAUGAAGCGGGCCGGAAGCAAUUUGCACGUCAUGAGUGGGCCCAGAAGGCGGCUUACCUCUUGGGAUGCUCCCUAGAAGAGCUCUCCUCUGCGAUCUUCAAACACCAGCCCAAAGGAAGCAUACAGAGAUCCACCUCGUUCCGCCAGGGACCAGAUGAUGUUGGGACAGGAGACAACUCGGCUCCAAAGAUCACAGCUCUGGAGUGUCUGGAGGCCAUGGCUGCCGGACUCUACUCUGAGCUCUUUACUCUGCUCAUCUCACUCGUUAACCGAGCGCUGAAAUCGAGUCAGCAUUCCCUGUGCUCUCUGCUUAUCGUGGACACACCAGGAUUCCAGAACCCAAAGUUAGCCAAGCGGGACCGUGGCGCCACCUUUGAAGAGCUGUGCCACAACUACACCCAAGAACGUCUCCAAACGCUUUUCCACGAACGCACCUUUGUACAGGAACUAGAGCGCUACAAGGAGGAAAACAUAGAGCUUGCAUUAGAUGACAUAGAGUCCAGUACAUCACUGUCUGUAUCAGCUAUAGACCAAGCCUCCACUCAAGCAUUGGUACGGACCUUGGCCAGGACAGAUGAGGCGAGGGGCCUGCUGUGGCUGAUGGAGGAAGAAGCGCUACAGCCCGGAGGCUCAGAGGAAACUCUGCUGGAGAGAUUCUUCAGUUAUUACAGCCCUGUGGAUGGAGAGAGCAAAGGCCCUGCCCUGAUGCUGAAGAGUGAGAAGGCACAUCACUUUCUGUUGGGUCACAGCCAUGGGACCGACUGGGUGGAGUAUGAUGCUCGGGGAUGGUUGAGCCAUGCCAAGCAGAAUCCUGCCUCUCAGAAUGCGGCCAUAUUACUGCAGGACUCUCAGAAGAAGAAUAUCAGCGGCUUGUUUAUGGGGCGUUCAGGGGGAGCCACAGUUUUGUCAGGCUCUAUUGCUGGGCUCGAGGGUGGAUCACAGCUGGCACUGCGCAGGGCAACAAGCAUGAGAAAGACCUUCACCACUGGUGUGGCCGCUGUUAAAAAGAAAUCCCUCUGCAUCCAGAUUAAACUGCAAGUGGAUGCACUGAUAGACACAGUGAGGCGGUCCAGGGUGCACUUCGUGCACUGUCUGCUGCCUAAAGCAGAGACUUCACCCGGGGAUUUGAAGGUGCUGGGAGGACCCUCGUCUCGCUCUGGGGAGAUAGAUGCACAUGGAGAAAGCUGCGACAACGGCCUCAUGCAGCUGGAUGUGUGCUUGCUUCGGGCGCAGCUCCGUGGCUCCAAACUGCUCGACGCCCUCCGCAUCUACCGCCAAGGUUAUCCCGAUCAUUUGGUCUUUUCGGAGUUCCGUCGUCGCUUUGAUGUGCUGACUCCCCACCUGACGAAGAAGCAUGGGCGGAACUACAUCGUAACCGAUGAGAAAAGGGCUGUGGAAGAGCUGCUGGAGGCUCUUGAGCUGGAAAAAAGCAGUUUUCACAUGGGUUUGAGCAGGGUGUUCUUCAGAGCAGGUGUUUUGGCUAAAUUAGAGGAAAACCGAGAUAUCCAGACCAGACGCAACAUCACCCUGUUUCAGGCUGCAUGCAGGGGCUACCUGGCCCGACAGACCUUCAAGAAACGGAAAAUCCAGGACUUGGCAAUCCGCUGCAUCCAGAAAAACAUCAAGAAGAACCGGGGUGUGAAAGGCUGGCCUUGGUGGAAGCUCUUCACCACCGUCCGUCCUCUCAUCGAGGUUCAGCUUACAGAGGAACAGAUCCGCGGCAAAGAUGAGGAAAUUCAGCAACUCAAGCUGAAGCUGGAAAAAGUGGAGAAGGAGAGGAAUGAGUUGAGACUCAAUAGUGACCGACUGGAAAGCAAGAUCGCAGAACUGUCAUCAGAGCUUGCAGAUGAGCGCAACACGGGCGAAUCUGCCUCGCAACUUCUGGAGUCCGAGACCUCGGAGAGACUGAGGCUAGAGAAAGACAUGAAGGAACUACAGGCCAAGUUUGACACCAUGAAGAAGCAGACGGAUUCUAUGGAGAUGGAGGUGAUGGAGGCACGUCUCAUACGUGCAUCAGAGCUCAACGGGGAAAUGGAUGAGGAUGACACAGGAGGAGAAUGGAGGCUCAAGUAUGAGAGAGCCAUCAGAGAGAUCGAGUUUACCAAGAAGAGACUCCAGCAAGAGUUUGAUGACAAACUGGAGGUUGAACAGCAAAACAAGAGGCAGCUGGAGAGAAAGCUGACAGACCUGCAGGCAGACAAUGAAGAGGUGCAGCGCGUGGUGCAGCAGCUGAAGAAGAAAUGCCAGAGACUGACAGCCGAGCUGCAGGAUACCAAACUGCACCUGGAGGGGCAGCAGAGCCGCAACCACGACCUAGAGAAGAAACAGCGCAAGUUUGACUCUGAGCAGACUCAGAGUCAGGAGGAGGUGCAGAGAGAGAAGAGCCAGCGAGAGAAACUGAGCAGAGAGAAAGACAUGCUGACCGGGGAAGUGUUCAGUCUUAGACAACAACUGGAGGAUAAGGAUCUGGAGAUAUGUGCUGUCAAUCUGAAGCUCGAGCAAAUGGAGGCUGAGCUUCAAGAUCUGAACUCACAGGAGUCAAAGGACGAGACGUCAUUGGCCAAGGUUAAAAAGCAGCUUCGUGACCUUGAGGCAAAGGUCAAAGAUCAAGAAGAAGAACUUGAUGAGCAGGCUGGAACCAUUCAGAUGCUGGAGCAGGCCAAGCUCCGUCUGGAGAUGGAGAUGGAGAGACUGAGACAGACGCAUUCGAAAGAGAUUGAGAGCAAAGACGACGAGGUGGAGGAGAUCAGACAGUCCUGCAGCAAGAAGCUCAAGCAAAUGGAAGUGCAGCUGGAGGAAGAGUAUGAAGAGAAGCAGAAGGUCUUGCGUGAGAGGAGAGACCUGGAAGCCAAGCUGAUGAGCGCUCAAGAACAGGUGAGCCACAGAGAUGUGGAGACAGAAAAGCGUUUGAGAAAAGACCUGAAGCGCACAAAGGCCUUGCUGGCUGAUGCCCAGCUCAUGCUGGAUCACCUGAAGAACAACGCUCCCAGCAAGAGAGAGAUCGCUCAGCUCAAGAACCAGCUCGAGGAGUCGGAGUUCACUUGUGCUACUGCGGUCAAAGCCCGGAAGUCAAUGGAAGUGGAGAUUGAGGACCUCCAUGUCCAAAUGGAUGACAUGUCUAAAUCCAAGCAGGCGCUUGAAGAGCAGCUGAGUCGUUUGCAGAGGGAGAAGAAUGACCUGCAGUCUCGCAUGGAGGAGGAUCAGGAGGACUUGAACGAACUCAUGAAGAAACACAAAGCCGCCGUUGCCCAGUCCACACAGAAUCUGGCCCAGAUCAGUGACCUACAGGCCCAGCUGGAGGAGGCCAUGAAGGAGAAACAGGACGUCCAGGAGAAGCUCACAGCCCUGCAGAGUCAGCUAGAGUUCCAACAGCAGUCCAUGGUGGACAAGUCUCUGGUCAGCCGGCAGGAGGCCAAGAUCCGUGAGCUGGAGACCAAGAUGGAGUUUGAGAAGACACAGGUCAAACGCUUGGAGAGUCUUGUAGCGAGGCUGAAAGAGAAUCUCGAGAAGUUGACUGAGGAACGAGACCAACGCAGUGCCAGCGAGAACCGGGAGAAAGAACAGAACAAGCGUCUCCUGAGGCAGAUUCGAGACAUCAAGGAGGAGAUGGUCGAGCUGGCCAAGAAGGAAGCGGAAGCCAGCCGCAAGAAACACGAGCUGGAAAUAGAUAUUGAGAGUUUGGAAGCAGCAAACCAGAGUCUCCAAGCGGAUCUCAAGCUGGCCUUCAAGAGAAUCGGAGACCUCCAGGCUGCUAUUGAGGAUGAGAUGGAGAGUGAUGACAACGAGGAUCUCAUCAACAGUUUACAAGACAUGGUGACUAAGUAUCAGAAACGAAAGAACAAGAUUGAUGGUGCCUCUGAUACUGACUCUGAGGUGGAGGACCGCGUUGAUGGGGUGAAGUCAUGGCUGUCCAAAAACAAGGGCUCUGCCAAGAACCUGUCAGAUGAUGGUAGUCUGAAGAGCUCAAGAUUUGCUGUAAAUGUUGACGGAAAGGAGGGAAAAGAGUGGGAAGAGGGUAAAGAAUGGAAAGGCAGUGGCAAAAGUAAAGAGUUAGAAUCCAGCAGGCCUGUGUCUGUCAUGAGUUCCCUCAGCUACAGGAAACGCUCCAACAUGAAGGACUCCAUUGGAGGUAAGGGAGACGAGAGUUCACUCCUCAACACCCUCAAAGCACAAUCUGAUUCCCAGGACCUCUCCUCCUUCCGCAAAAACAAAGUCAAGCAGGAUGCUGAGGAGGAAUCUUCUUCUGUCAACUCCUGGAGGAAGGCAGGAGAUGAUCUUGAUGAUCGGGGUUCUGUCAUCUCUCAGGCCUACUCGGAAGCUGCCAGUCGAGCGAGGAAGGGUAUGGACAGCCGCUGGUCGGAGUUCGAUAAGGAGUCCAUUGUGUCCUCUGUAACUCCGAGCCGGGUUUCCACCCACCGUACUGCGAUGGACCUAGAUGACGAUGCCAUUUCCAGCGUGAGUCGCAUGAGUUUAGUAAGCCGGCACCGGAGCAUGCCUCGUCUUGAUGAUCGGCAGAGUGAAUACGGUUCAGCCAUCAGCCCCAGCCUGAGCCACCGCAGCCCAGGCAGUGUGAGCCGCGCCGACUCCCGCAUGUCACUGGCUCGCAGCUGUCGCCUCAGUGAAUUUGAUGAAGAUGAUGAUAGCCAAAGCACAGCAUUCAGCGAGGCUCGCUCCAGCGCUUACAGCCCUCACUCUACCUCUGGCCGAAGCUUCUCCAUGCCUCCACAAGCCCGGACCACUGACUCCAGCCCGCCUGAUGUCUCGGACGUCAAGCCGGUCAGUCACCGCAACUACCUGGACCCUGACCUGGAGGCUGCCAUUAAUGAAGUGUUAAGCUUCAAGCCUAUCAAGUUCAAGCGCACCAGCUUGGAAGACUCUGAAGUAGAGAAAGAUAAACCUGGUGAGGAGGAGGAUGACCGGAAGAGUGCCAGCAGUUCCAGGACUGGCAGAGACAGUGGGCGCUCCUCCAGUUUGCGCCGCUCUGCUUCAGCCGUGGACUUUAUGCGUUCCAGCAGUAGCCUUAGCACACGCAGCAGCCGCAGCAAAAAGGGCAAGAGCAAGAGCAAGAAGAAGAAUAAGAGAAGCCACAGCUCGGAAUCAGACAGCUCCGAUGAUGACCGCAAGAAGAGGAGCUCCAAGAAGAAGAGCAAGAAGUCCAAGAAGAAGUCCAAAAAAGAGUCUUCAUCUUCCUCCUCAUCCUCAGAGUCUGAGUCUAGCACAGAGUCGGACACCAGUUCAGGAGUGUCCACUGUUUCUUACAGAAGCUCUAGCAGUAUCAAGAAGGCCCCUGGCAGACAGGCAUCGGGCUCUGAAGGAGAGCUGGAGCCUGAAGGCCCCUCUCAAGGAUCUCCUCCACUGUCCAAGAAAGAGGAGAAGAAGAGGAAGAAGAAAGUGGAUAAUCUUAUGAUGAAGUACCUGUACAGGCCUGACAGUGACUAAAGAUGGCAGUAGCCCACCCUCAGGUCGCAGACGCUUCUGCCUUGACAGAUCUGACGAGGAAGAGGAAGAAGAAAAAGAGGAAGGCCGAAGCACCUACCUCUCCCUCAACAAACGCAGCAGCUACCUGAAUAACAGCGAUGGCGAGACCACCGCAUAGCUGCCCCCGCGCACACAUUCACAAGCUUAAGAGUUUAAUCAGUGUCUUCCUUCAACUCUGAUCCAGAUGAGAGGAUUUCAGCAGAAGUGGAGCAUGAUGGGACGCACUCUGACAAAGACAUACCCCUCGUUUCUUUUGACUUGUUAUUAGUAUUAUUAUUUCACAUGUGCUUUGUGUUUCGAGCUUUAAAGGGUUUGUACAGCAUCAUGAGUCACACCACUGUUGACUCUUUCCUCUUUGUGUGCUUUUACUUCUGACGUUCUUUCUCUUUCUUUCUAAAGAAGCAGCGACUUUACCAAACGCUGUGCUUGCAUUCCUACUCCGGUCAGAUUCAGUAAUGGAUAUUGCUUGGGGCAACGCGCUGCAGCCUCUUGCAUGGUCAGGCCUGAGCCAAAGAUACAUGGCAUUGUGGAAACGUGAAAUCUCUGGAUCUUUCUGUUGUGUUAGAUUUAAAAGAAAAGAAGCCAAGAGAAAAAGGCAAUGAAAAUAUUAUAUUACCAAAAAAAAACAAAAAACGUUGUUUUAGGUAUGCGAGCUAAUUUUUAUUUUAUUUUUUUCUUGACUUGAGAUGAGGUGGGGCUGAUUUAAGGUCUCCACGACUGUUGUUUUCACAGACCUGCUUGUAUCGUUCUCUCUCCACCUCUUCGCUUUCAUACAGUGAAGGAGUCAUGUUUUUUGCUCGGGUAAGUGAGAGAGAGCCCAUUUCUCCUCUCGGUCUUCACUUUGCUUUGAUGAUUUGAGUGGAGAGGAAAAAAGGCGAUCAGGUCAAUGAUACGAGAAGAGGGCAGCGUUUUGGGCAGAUCAGGUCUGGACUCUAAAAGCUUUUUUCCCCCUCCAUAAUAUGCCUGUCUUGUUCUGUUUUGACUGAAUUGACCAUAGUACGUGUUUGCUCAUAGUGGACAUUGUAUGGCUCAACGGUUUAUUCCCACACUUUCUUGUUGUGGUUGUUAUUGUUCUCAGGCUUUUUUUAUCAUAGAUGUCCGGCUUUCCCAAGGGAAUGCCCAUGAUCCUGGAUAUAUGGGGCAUUGGGGUAAUUUAUCAUCCAGCUCUACCGAUACUGGAUAAACCGCUUCAAAGUUGCUUUUUUUUCGCUGAUGUGAUGCAACCAGAAACAGAUGGAGAUGGAGAUGUUUGACAGAACUGAUACUGUGAAAUCCCAGCUUCCCUGCUGCAUGUCAUCACAUUGGAUUCAUCCAUUUUUUUUGGGGCCUUACCUAAUGACUUUGAGACUCACUUGAACUCGUAUGGACACACACCCCUCAGAUUUCCAUUGUUGCCUUCUGUUUUGUUGUUCUGCUUUCGUUGUAGUAUUUAUGAUGAAGCUGGCAGAAUAUAAAGCAACAGCAUAUAAUGGCAACGAAAGGAUGUCAUUCUCUUCGAUUUUUAAAGGGAGACCACGUGUGUAUUUAACAUGGUUUUAGAGACCCUCUGCAAGGGUCAUCCACUUUAUCCUCUUUUCUAUGCAGCCAAUAUUGAUUUUAAUAUGAAAAAUGAGCUUUUUAUGAUGUUUCUGGCAAAUUAAAACGUGGCUACAAGAUGCAUAACAUUUGCUGGCUGUACACAUUAAUAUAAAAAUUAUAAAUAUCUGUAUGAUUCAUUCUAGCUUUCAAAAUAGCUAAUGUUUAUUUUCUUUUGAAUAAAUGACCACUUGAUAAUAAUUUUGCAUUACAGUUUAAUAUAUUGUAAAUAAAUGAUUGUGAUUGUUUUAGACUUGUUUCAACAUGCUUAUUUCAUAAUGCAUUUUCUUUUAAUAACAGUCACAAAAGGAAAAACAUUUUUGUUGGUAUGCUCAACAAUUUUCCCCGUCCCAUCUUGGUUGAGUAGAAAAAUGUCUCUUUUAACUCCACUCUGAGUCCUAUUUUAAUGCAAUAAAUAAAAUUAAAUGCA